Molecule: messenger RNA, 678 nt
Organism: Symbiodinium pilosum
Lineage: Eukaryota; Dinophyceae; Suessiales; Symbiodiniaceae
Source: the annotation of a GenBank genome assembly
AUGUUCACGGUUGACCUCUCUAGUGCUGGCUGUGGUUGCAAUGCGGCAUUUUACUUGACAUCCAUGUCGUACACACUUGAGAAGACGGAGUGUGGGGACUACUACUGUGAUGCCAUGAGUGUUUGUGGCAUUCGAUGCCCGGAGAUUGACAUCAUGGAGGCUAACAAAUAUGCCUUCCGCUCAACACUUCACUCCGGAGUGUCCAACGAACAGCUUCCCACAGCAGGCUUCGGUGGAGGAGGUUCAAGCUGGACCGGGCCCCGUGACUGGUCAGAAGAACAGUAUGGACCUGGGGCACGCUGCAUCGACACGAACCACCCCUUCCAGGUUGCAGCUCGAUUCCCUGUGGACGAGCAUGGAAAGCUGCGUGCCAUGGAGGUGAUUCUGUUACAGCUCUCGGCACAGAGAAACUGCGAAUUGUUCCUGGAGAUUUCAGAGUACAAGGAUCCCGGCACAGGCGAGGACAUGCUUGAUCUCCUCGGUAGAACCUUGGAGAAAGGCAUGACUCCUAUUGUCAGCUAUUGGAAAUCCCCAACAAUGACCUGGCUGGAUGGGCGUGGCCCUGACGAAACCAGGAUGGGACUUUGUGACCAAGGUCAGGAUCAGAGCCCAGAGUGUUCAGGAUAUGGGCAGAAAGAUGUCGAGUUCUCCUUCUUUUCCAUCAGCGACCUGGCAUAG